GUCUCUGGGCAGGAUGGAGGACGUGGCGCUUCUGCAGUAUAAAGAGCACCUGAGCAUCUCUGAUGAAAACAAGAGGCGGGACUUCCUGAAGAGCUGCCUCAGUCUCCCGUUCUCUGCAGAGGACUCGGCUCACGUUCAGGAUCACUACACCCUGCUGGAGAGACAGAUCAUCAUCGAGGCAACUGACCGGCAGGCCGAGCGAGGAGGGAAGGUGGAAAUCUUCCAGAAGUUUCCCAGAAGAGCUUCAAUCCUCAACAUGCCGUUAGUCACAACUCUGUACUACUGCUGCUUCUACCACUACACCGAGCCCGAGGGAAUGUACAGCAGUCCGUUGAACAUCCGUCAGACCUUUAAGAUUCCAGAGAAGCAGUACUUUGUGACGGCGUUGUCGGCGCGAGCGAAGCUGAAAGCGUGGUCGGAUGUGGACGCUCUGUUCACGAGCAGGAACUGGCUCGGCUUCACCCGGAAGAAAUCACCGCUCAACUUCCAACGAGUCGUUGACAUCCUGCAGAAGAACUCCGCCCCCACACAGGUGCUGAAGGACUACGUGGCGUUGGUUGAUGAUGCGGACGUCAGGAUCGGUUUGGCUCAGAAAUAUAAAUGUCACGACAUCGUCAUCAACACGUACCGAGACCUGAAGGACCGACAGCUGUUGCUAGGAUACCGGGGAAAGGUUGAGAGAGGGUCGGUGGAGGAGAGGAAGAUUGACGAGCUGCUCAGCAACCUGCAAAUGAGGUGGAAGAACUGACUGUCACACAGGAAGGACAUUAGGGACGUCCAAUCAGCUUUCAGCCUGGGGGAGUGCUCACUGAGCUGCCGCCCCCAAAAUGCAGAGUGGGCGGGGCUUAUUGUUCUCGAGUCAUUGAUGACUCAUCAGAAAGACAUUCCUGAAAAAUGUUUUGUAAAUAUGAAUGUAAAUAAAUAUUAUCAACAAA
Messenger RNA from Labrus bergylta (ballan wrasse), 935 nucleotides. The record is from RefSeq and is a predicted model, not a curated record. NCBI's taxonomy places the organism in Eukaryota, Metazoa, Chordata, Actinopteri, Labriformes, Labridae.